CGGUAAGCCGGGACAGGCUCCGAGUCGAGCCACCGGAGCGAGUUCAGGUGGUCCGGUCCACCAGCGCCACGAUGGAGCCUCGUGACAGCCACGGACGCGCUCCGGCACAACAAAGACGAGACACGCCACAUCACCACCAUCACCACCAUCACCAUCGCCUACUGCCGCUGCUUCUCGUUCUCCUCGUCGCCCUCUGGGUGUGCCCCACCCCGAGCCGCGCCGAUAUCUUCUGGCACAAGACGCGCGUUCCGCUGGUGCGAGACCUGCGGGUCGUGCCGCUUGAUCCGUCGGACUUCGGAGCUCCAGCCACGCCGCGUGCCGCCUGCGGCCCCGUGGCCUCCCUGGCGUGCCGCCCCCCCUCGCCCUGGUGGCAGCAACACCCCGCCGGGCCCGCCGGUGGUGACGGUGGUGGCGCUGUGGAUGUCGACUUUCUGCAGCAGCUGCAAGAGCAGUUGUCGUACGAGACGGUCUACGACAACGGCACCCGCACGCUCACCCAGUGGCCAUCGACGGCCUCGACACCCGCGGCCCGGCCCCGCGUCCACCCCGCCGCCGUCCCCGCCGCCAGAUCUACG
This is a messenger RNA of Lethenteron reissneri (Far Eastern brook lamprey), 575 nucleotides long. Its product is annotated as inactive serine protease 35-like. Lineage: Eukaryota; Metazoa; Chordata; Hyperoartia; Petromyzontiformes; Petromyzontidae. The record is from RefSeq and is a predicted model, not a curated record.